Molecule: messenger RNA, 685 nt
Organism: Brassica oleracea var. oleracea
Lineage: Eukaryota; Viridiplantae; Streptophyta; Magnoliopsida; Brassicales; Brassicaceae
Exons: 2
Coding region: 70-456 (128 amino acids)
Source: RefSeq, a predicted model, not a curated record
GUCUCCUGUGAUUUUGACUGUUAACAUAGUUUUCGAUCUGGGUUUGGCACAAUCUGUUCUGAAAAUUUGAUGAAUUUAGGUUCUGAGUUGUGGGUUUGGGUUUCUGAAUCUGUUGAUGAUUUUGAAUUCUGGGUUACCACACUUGAGAUACGAGAUUCUCUCAUUCCUUCCCUCGAACAACUUCAUGAAGAACAUGGUGAUCUUCUCUCUGACCUCGCUGUCAGCUUCCCUGAUCCACCGCCACCACCUGCUGAAGAUAGACCAGUUUCUUCACCUCCACCUCGUGGUCUCACAUAUUCCGCUGCAGAUGUUCGGUACAGUUAUUUCUCCACCGCAGCCACGGGCCACCAUGCUAGGAACCGCCAUUUCUCUGCCUCAUCAUAUCCCUAUACCUCAUUCUCGACACUUCUCCUCUCACUGUCUUUCCCUUGGACUCGUAAGCUCACAAUCCCAUGAUUCAGAAAGCAGAGCUGAGAGUGAUAACAAUGAAGCUGUCUCCGGAGAUGAUCUUGAAGCAGGAGAUGAACCUCUAAGGAAGAAGAAACGUUACUAGCGUCACACUGCUAAACAAAUUCAAGACCUCGAAUCCUAAUACUCUUUCUUCUUAAUAAUCGUAAUACUUUUUCUUCUUAACCACACAAAACUCCUCUUCUUGUUCCAUCAUUACACGAUUUGAAUCUUUAUU